Thyridium curvatum is the source of this 1425-nucleotide messenger RNA. RefSeq lists its product as uncharacterized. The transcript is spliced from 3 exons. Gene Ontology annotation, biological process: adenylate cyclase-activating G protein-coupled receptor signaling pathway; cell surface receptor signaling pathway. Lineage: Eukaryota; Fungi; Ascomycota; Sordariomycetes; Thyridiales; Thyridiaceae. Gene Ontology annotation, cellular component: plasma membrane. Bases 1 to 1425 code for a protein of 474 amino acids. Gene Ontology annotation, molecular function: G protein-coupled receptor activity. The record is from RefSeq and is a predicted model, not a curated record.
AUGAACGCCUCGGACCUGACCGAGAGACAGCUCAAUGGCUUCAGUGUCAUUGAGCGUGUCUGCUCCGUUCUCUCGCUCCUCGGAUGUCUCCUCGUCAUCAUCACGUUCUCCACGUCCAAGUCGUUCCACAAGCCCAUCAACCGGCUCGUCUUCUACGCCUCCUUUGGAAACAUGAUGACCAACGUUGCUACGCUCAUGGCGAGGACAUAUCUUGGAGAUACCAACUCGGCCGGAUGCCAGUUCCAAGCCUUUCUGAUCCAGAUGUUCAUGCCUGCCGAUGCCUUCUGGACACUGGCCAUGGCUGUCAACGUCUAUCUGACAUUCUACUACAAGUUCGACUCGCGGAAGCUCCGCCGAAUGGAGAUUCCCUACCUGCUGUGCUGUUACGGUAUUCCCUUCAUCGUGGCCAUCACCUACAUCUUCAUCAACGACUCCAGCCCCGGUGGCCGUGGCCGAAUGUACGGCAAUGCCACUCUCUGGUGCUGGAUUAGUCCAGGAUGGGACAUUUGGCGUAUUGCCACCUUUUACGGCCCGGUCUGGGUUGUGAUUCUGAUCACCUUCUUCAUCUACAUCCGUGCUGGCAGUGAAAUCUACAAGAAGCACAAGCAACUGCACGACUUUAGCAGCUACAGCCACCACGACCCCGAGCCUAUGCCACCCAUGGAUGACCCCUUCAGCGCCAACAAGACCACCGAGAUCUCGGUCACGACCGAGACGGCCAACCAGCAGGGCAUCGACCUGGCGCCUCUUGGCCGGCGCGGCCAGGCCCAGGGGGCCACUGACGAGCCGGCUCAGCCCAACCCGGCCUACUCGGUCACGAUUUCGUCCGACAAGCGGAACAAGCGCCAGUCGUACAACGACGUGAUCCUGCCCAUCCAGAGCAACGUGGUCAUCGAGGCGCCGCCGGCGCCCAAGAACCCGACGAACCGGCUGCGGCGGCGGGCGGCGUACGAGGCCAACAACGCCACGUGGUCGUACACCAAGUGCGCCAUCCUCUUCUUCACGGCGAUGCUGGUGACGUGGAUCCCGUCGAGCGCCAACCGCGUCUACUCGGUCGUGCACGUCAACGAGAUCUCGCUGCCGCUCGAGUACAUGUCGGCCUUUGUGCUGCCCCUGCAGGGCUUCUGGAACGCCAUCAUCUACGUCGUGACGUCGUGGAAGGCGUGCAAGAUGUUCUUCACCGACGUCGUCUACGCGAGCCGCCGGCCGCGCAUGCAGGACAUUGUGGGCUUCAGCCCGUCGGACGAGUUCUCCAAGAUGAGCAGCUCGGUGCGCGGCGCUGCCGGUGGCGUGGUCGGCGGCGCUGCGGGCGUGGGCGGCGGCGGCAGGAGCGGCGGGCGGUCCGAGAAGAAGGACUACGAGACGGAGAGCAUGACGGAGCUGGCCAACUCGAGCACGAGGCCCAACUCGCACGAGCGUUCAUGA